Messenger RNA from Penicillium alfredii, 651 nucleotides. Its product is annotated as Tim17/Tim22/Tim23/Pmp24 family protein. The transcript is spliced from 6 exons. The record is from RefSeq and is a predicted model, not a curated record. Gene Ontology annotation, cellular component: peroxisomal membrane. Bases 1 to 651 code for a protein of 216 amino acids. Lineage: Eukaryota; Fungi; Ascomycota; Eurotiomycetes; Eurotiales; Aspergillaceae.
AUGGAUGCGAUCCUGUCCCGUCUGGAAACACUCGCCCUCAACCCUGAUCUGCAGCCGGUACUCUCGCUAGUAAAAGGCGCGCGCAAUGGUAUCGUCUACGGAUCCAAAGUGCGGUUCCCGCAUGCGCUGGUAAUGAUUCUUCUUUUCCGAUCCGGAACAUUCCGGGAAAAGCUCAAGCUCGUCUUUAAAGCUACGCGCCAGCAUGCGCGGAACCUCUCCACCUUCGCCGUUAUCUACAAGGCCUCCAUGAUCAUUCUCCGGAAUCUCAACCCAAGUGGGUCGAAGGAGGGCCGAUAUGACAGUUUCUUUGCAGGCCUGCUGGGCGGGUAUGCAGUGUUCGGGCGACAGCCGGGGAGUGUCAGCCAGCAGAUUGUCAUCUACGUCUUCGCCCGUGUGAUGCUGUCUCUCGCCAAGCUUGCUGUCCAGCCCGACAUGCACCCUCUCUCUUCGCUCAUCACGCCCGAGGCCCGCACACAGAUCACGGAUAAUGCCUGGCCCGUCUUCGCCAGUCUGAGCUGGGCGUUUGUCAUGUACAUUUUCCGCUGGUACCCGGAGACCCUGGUGUCGAGUCUGCGGAGUAGCAUGGUCUACAUCUACGCCGACUCGGACCACUGGGACUCGUUGCGUACGCUCUUUGUACACAACAAAUGA